CUGGACCUGUUUUGGACACAAAAACACAUCAGACCUGUUCAGAUAUUAAGCCUUCAGAGGAAAGCUGUGAUGCUGUUUUCACACAGUUAGAGUUGUGUGUGUGUGUGUGUGUGUGUGUGGGAUAUCCAGCCAUGCUACAGCAGUCAGAGCUCAUCUUUGACUUCGCCAGUGACCAUGUUAACAUAUCGCAGCUGGGAGGGCACCCAGAUUACCCUGCGGUGAUUGUGGAGCAGGUUCCUCAUCCACACCUGCUCUCAUAUGCAGGUCUAGCGUGUGAACAGUCACAGAUAGAGGAGGAUCACCAGCAGCUGCUCAAAGUGGAGCUAUGUGAAAGUGGAGAAGAAGAGACCAUGGAGACGCUUGUUGCCGCUGACUCGCUUCUCAACAUGGACUGUUCUGACACCCUCUCGCUGGAACAACACUACUCCCAGACCUUCUUACCAUCACUGGGUGAUGUCAUCACUGCUCCUGUUACCCAGGUGACUGUGUCAGCAGAGGGGAUUGUGGGACCUGUUGGCCAGUCACAAUGGCACUCGUUGCACACAGAGAAGCCUGCGGCACAGCUGCAGUCCAAAAAGAGAGGUAGAAAACCUCGGCAUCGGAGGGCGGAGUCUCCCACACCGGACAUUACAGUGAAAAAGGACAAAUACAACAAAGGAGGAAACACGCUGUACCUGUGGCAGUUCCUUAUGGAGUUGUUGCAGGAUCGACAGGUCUGCCCCCGCUACAUCAAAUGGACUAACCCCCAUGCAGGGAUCUUCAAGCUGGUCAACUCAAAAGCAGUGGCUAAACUCUGGGGCAAACACAAGAACAAGCCGGAUAUGAAUUAUGAGACAAUGGGCAGAGCACUCAGGUACUACUACCAGAGAGGGAUACUGAAUAAGGUGGAAGGCCAGCGACUCGUCUACCAGUUCACCUCUCUGCCCAAAGACAUGAUUUAUAUCACAGAUGGAGACGGCACCAAAGAAGAAGACGACGAUGAUCACGACGACAACAGCUGCAAUGAUGAAGGUGUGAGUGAUGACUCUGAUGACAGCACAAUAUCUUCUAGUGACCAGUCAGUGGAGGAUGGAGUUUCCCACCCACCACAGAAGAAGACGUCGCCCAGUAGCACUGUCCGAGCCCCAGCCACCCAGCGAACCAGGCCGGCUCCCAGGCCUUCAGGGCAGCGCGACACCGUCCUGCGGCCUGCCAGCACCAGCCUGAUCCAGGAGCAGCAUUUGCCCAUCGUGUCUGCCGAGAUGCUGCGGACCCUCCAGAACCUGGAGAAAGUCCAGUCCCUGCAGCCCACGGGUCACGCCUCAGUCUUUAAAACGGCUCAGCUGCUGGGGAGUCUGUAUGAGCGACAGGCCGCUGCUGGGGUGGCUGUAGACAGUGAGGGUGCACCUGAGACACAAGAUAAGAAGUCACACAGAGGGCAGAAAGCUUCACAAGUAGAGACUCCACAGCUGGUGCCUCUAAUUAGCUCUGACCAAUAGACCAGUCCAUCACCAAACACACACACAUACACUCCACUGACUCAGGACCAGUUACAGAGCUGCACUUUGUUGUGGCAAUGUCUUCACACCAGGGCCUAUAUUUCAUAAUUGUGUAAGACUGGGAUUAUUGAUCUAGGGUUAUUUUUGUAUUUUAGAUUUUUUUUUAAUAAGUUGGUAACAAAGAUAAUUCUAGAUCAGCCCUUCCUUACUGACAUCUGAGUUGGGAGGAAAUUGGCAGGAACCAAAAUGAACAGCAUUGAGCAGUUUACGUUCUAAGUAGACUAUAAAAACUCAUGUCCUUUAUUUCAGCCUUCUGUUAUUACCUGUAUCUGUUAACUGUACAAGACACCAAAGACAGACAUGCACUGGAAUCCACAGCCUCUCUGCACCUUCUGCAGACACACCCGCUGCUUGCACCUCAGCUCCAGUGUCAUGGAGCUAAUUCUCUGAUCAGCACACUGUGCCCUUCUUUUCUGCCUCUACUGCUCUAUUCUGUUUUUUAUUGUCACAGCCUGAAUCAUUCCUCUGCCUUGAUGCACUAUUGCUUACCCCUGCUGUAUAUUUCUUCUCUUAAGUGCCUGAAGAUCUUAGACACAUCCUGUCCCUGCUUCCACUGUUCCUGGUGAUCACGAGGUUAUUGAGGGAAAACAUUCCAUAUUAUUGUUAUUGUUUUUUUUAAGAUUACUGAAUUAUGUUUGUAUUGUGAAAUGUUGAAAACAAGGGAUCACUGUAUUUCUAGAAUAGGAAUUUAGCACUGCUGCUGUUUAUAGCUGAAGUAUGUACACAGUGGACCUGUCUGUUGUUGACAAUCACCAAUGAAAUGGUCUCAUAGCCUUUUACUUCGGCCUCCUUCAGAGUAGCCUUUCUGCAAUGCACAUAUUCUAAUUAGUUACUACACAUAUAUACAGUAAAUGCUUAUAUGGACUUCUAAAGCAUAUCUUUGUGUAUUGUGUGUUAUAUACUGUAUGUUUGUGAACAUUCUUGACUUUGUGCCUUGUUGCCAUUUUCUCCCUCAGGUUUGUAAAAAUUUGUUUUGCUGCACAGAUUAUAUACUCUAUGCAAGGAGUAAAACAGCUGGCCGUUUGUAAUGAAGUAAUGUUAAGUUCAGUGUUUUCUCUUCGGUUGAUCUUGGUUUAGCCUCGCAAAGCCAGCCGACAAAGUUCACCUGACAUCAAAUGAAAACUGAGCUCGUAAGAUUUAGGCUGGGAUCUGUGAGGUUAAACUUGGUUAGGAGAUGUUUAAAACUGUGCCUUUGCCCCCCCCCCAGGAAAACCCCUAUGCAAAACUGUUUUCACUUUAUUACUGAGUAAAACAUUUAUUUUGAAAUCCCCUCACUUUGCUUUAUCUGGAAGAUAAUGUAAGUUUUACUGAUACAGAUCUGUAAGCUUGUAGCAGAGGGAGAGGUGGAGUUUCUGUUGCUUUUCUUGGUGUAUUUGCUUUCAUGCAGUUCCGAGGUGUUGAAAAGAUAAUGGUCAAUAUAAAAUAAACUUAAUUUUGUCAUCAUC
Seriola dumerili (greater amberjack) is the source of this 2983-nucleotide messenger RNA. RefSeq names its product ETS-related transcription factor Elf-1-like. Gene Ontology annotation, biological process: regulation of transcription by RNA polymerase II; cell differentiation. NCBI's taxonomy places the organism in Eukaryota, Metazoa, Chordata, Actinopteri, Carangiformes, Carangidae. The transcript is spliced from 7 exons. Gene Ontology annotation, molecular function: DNA-binding transcription factor activity, RNA polymerase II-specific; sequence-specific DNA binding. The record is from RefSeq and is a predicted model, not a curated record. Gene Ontology annotation, cellular component: nucleus. The coding region runs from base 132 to 1478 and encodes 448 amino acids.